GUGGUCUUCUACGUCAGUUCACAUCCGGGCGCCGGAGGAAGCGAUAGCUGCUGCUUGUUUGCUGAGGUCGGCACUACGUACAACGAGCCAUUUUCACCAUUUUGAAGGGAGGCGUUCGUUGAGUCUUCCUCUCUGCCUGGGGCGCCGAGUUUGGAGCGGAGGUCGCUCUCCGGGGUGAGGACGCCGAAUUCCGCCGCCGAGAUGUCCAACUACGUGAACGACAUGUGGCCGGGCUCCCCGCAGCCCAAGCAGACCCCCUCGACGCCCCGCUCGGGGCGGUCUAGCCGCCGCUCCUCGGCGUCCGGCAGCCGCAGCCUUUCACGAAGCUUCCGGUCCCGCUCGAGCGUCUCGAGCCGGUCGUCGUCGCGGAGUCGGAGCGGGGGCAGGGCCCGGGCCCGGGCCCGGUCCCGCAGGCACCACCAGCGGAGGUACCGGCGCUACUCCCGCUCUUUCUCGCGCAGCCGCUCGCGCUCCCGCAGCCGCCGCUUCCGGCCCCGGCGCCACAGCUCCUCCCGCCGCUGGCAGCGCGCUCGGCGGGGCGGCUCCCGCAGCAGGUCCCGCAGCAGGGGGCGCUCGUGGAGCCGCAGGCAGCCUGCCGCCACACGCGGGCGGCGCUACUACGGCUUCGGUCGUUCGGUGUACCCCGAGGAGCCCCGACACUGGAGGGGAAGGUCCAGGACGAGGUCACGGAGCCGGACCCCCUUCCGCUUAACCGAGAAAGAUCGAAUGGAGCUCUUAGAAAUAGCAAAAGCCAAUGCUGCGAAAGCUUUAGGAACAACGAACUUUGAUUUGCCAGCUAGUCUCCGAAGUGUUUCUGUAUCCAAAACAAACCUUGGAGCCCCUAUACCAAGUGGUGCAAAGUUUGAGCUGUCAGAAAAGCUAACUGAAGAUGGUACUAAAAACUCCAGUGAAAAGGCUUCCCAGCAAAAAAGCAUAGCUUUUAGCUCUAAGAAUUCUAUAGCAAAACCAAUGCUUCAGAAAUCAGCUAAAGUUACUGCUGAUGAGACCUCUUCAAGAUCUCCAAAAAUUGAUGAGAAGAAAAGUCCAUAUGGGCUGUGGGUACCUGUCUAAAGAGGAUUUAAGCUUGCCUGAAAUGCACUUUAUUCCAUGUUUUUUAUAGCAUUAUUAUGUAUCUCAUUUUUUGUAAUUGCUGGGGUUAGAAACAUCACAAAAUAUGUAAAUACUACUAAAAUUAACAUUUAGGUUUAUUUUACAGAUAUGAUAUAGCACAAAUGGACCAGAGAUUACAUACAGGUGGGAGUCUUACAUAUUUGUAAAUGUUUUGUAUAUUUGCAGAAGUGAAAUUUGUAAGGUACUAAUUGAGUUUGUGUUGUACAUAUUCAUUAAAAAAUUUUUAAUUUUUA
Erinaceus europaeus (western European hedgehog) is the source of this 1364-nucleotide messenger RNA. RefSeq names its product arginine and serine rich protein 1 (gene RSRP1). The transcript has 5 exons. The coding region runs from base 202 to 1071 and encodes 289 amino acids. The record is from RefSeq and is a predicted model, not a curated record. Lineage: Eukaryota; Metazoa; Chordata; Mammalia; Eulipotyphla; Erinaceidae.